GUCAAAGAGCACAAGUGCGCGAAGCGAUUGUCCUAACCUUGUCUCUCGCUGAAUCAAAUCGCUGAAAUUUAUGGGAAUUAAAAAACACGAAAUGUCAAGCUUCAUAUGUCGUCUGCUUGCGAUUGACUUGUGACGUCACUAACAAUCAGCUGAGUGAGACGCGUCAACGUAGUGUGUGUACGCCUCAACCACGUGUCUGCCAGUAAUGACUGGCGUUAAGUAUUUCUCGUCGUCGUCGUCGCCGUCAGACGAUGUAAGAACAAAAAUGGAUGGAUUAGUGAUGCAAGUACUAUACGGAAGCGAGACCGGAACUGCACAGGAUGUCGCUGAACAAAUUUGGAAGAGCGCCCAAAGAAAACAACUCCAAAGUACUAUAUCAUCGUUGGACGAAUAUGACAUGCGACAUCUCUCUUCUGAACAACUAAUUGUCUUUGUUGUCGCAACUACUGGACAAGGAGAUGCUCCAGCUAACAUGAAAACAUUUUGGAGACAUUUACUAGGCAAGAGUCUUCCGGCAGAUCUGCUGCAAAAUUUAAAGUAUGGCGUACUUGGUUUGGGUGAUAGUUCCUAUUCAAAAUUCAACUUUGCCGCAAAAAAAUUAAACAAACGUCUUGCGCAAUUAGGUGGCAAAGAAUUAUUACCCAUUGGACUUGCCGAUGACCAGCAUUAUUUGGGCAUUGAUGCUGUAGUGGAUCCCUGGAUUAAAAAAUUAUGGGAAAAAAUUGCAAAUAUUUUUAAAAUUUCUAUAGAAGACAAGAUUCAGGAAAAUUUGAUAAUUGAAAGAUUUCGCGUCUCAAUAUUAAAAAAGAGUGAUCUCGAUAUUUUAGAAAAACCAUUAUUUAUUAAUGACAAUUGUAAAUUCUAUCCAUAUGAAUCAGACAUUGGCAUCUAUGAACGAAAAACAGAUAUAAAUGUUAAAAUAGGAACAAUAUAUGAAAAUGUAAGAACCACUUCAGAAGAUCAUUUUCAAGAUGUUAGAUUAAUAACUAUCAAAUUACUAUAUGAUAUUAAAUAUGAUCCUGGAGAUGUUAUCUAUCUUAGACCAAAGAAUUCUAUGGAACAAGUGAAACAUUUCUUUAAUAUACUUCGUGAACACAAUAUAGAAUUGUUUCCAGACACAAUGAUUGUAGUAACAAAGAAGGAAAUAAAAGUUCCAUUUGCUUUGGCAGGCGAAUGCUUAUUUUUAAAGGAAAUUGUUGAACAAUAUUGGGAUCUGAAUUUCAAACCACGAAGAUCUACAAUGCAUAUUUUGUCUCUUAUCAGCGAAAAUGAAUUAGAAAAAGAAAAAUUACGCGAAUUUGCUAGUCCAGGUGGCCAAGAAGAGUUUUAUGAUUACAUAAACAGACCAAGAAGAAAUAUUUUAGAAGUUCUCGCGGAUUUUCCUUAUACAACUAGUAAACUAAAUAUUGGAUUGUUAUUUGAAAUUAUGUCACCUAUAAAACCACGUCCUUAUAGCAUUGCCUCCAGUUCAAAAGCUACUCCAGAUACAAUUCAAAUUUUGAUAGCGGUAGUUAAAUACAAAACUAGACUGUUAGAGCCAAGAUUUGGUUUAUGUUCAAAUUGGCUAGCAAGUUUAAAAAAGAAUAAUAAAGUGGUAUUUUGGCUGCAAAAAGGAACUUUUCGAUUUGAAGAUAAUAAGCCAAUGAUUUUGAUUGGUCCUGGAACUGGAGUUGCUCCACUUCGAUCCUUUCUUUUGGAAAAAGAAAAGGAGCAAAAGGAUUUGAAAGAAUGUGUUCUGUUUUUUGGAUGCAGGAAUAAGGAUAAGGAUUAUCAUUGCAGGGAAGAUUUUGAACGCUUAUCAAAAGAGAGAAAUUUGAAAGUAUUCUGUGCAUUUUCUAGGGAUCAAAAUCAUAAAAUAUAUGUGCAACAUAUUAUUCGUGAACAAAGAGAAUUAUGCUGGCAGUUUUUACAAAAUGAUGGCAAUAUUUAUUUGGCAGGAACGGAACCUGUGCGUCUUUCGCCAGGAUGGGAAGGCACGGGUAGACCUGAUGACGAACUUAAUUUUAAAGGCGUUACAAUGGAUCAAGCAGAUCUCGAAUUGAAUCCUCCUAGAGAUAGAUUAAAUUUAGUAUUUUGCAUACUGGUACUUCAUGGAAUCGGUGCCUUGAUGCCAUGGAAUAUGUUUAUAACAGCUAAAGAUUAUUUUGUGAAUUACAAAUUAUCUAUGGAGUACACUGGUAUAGAUACAAACUAUGCAACAAAUUUCCUUGCAUACUUGGGAUUUGCAGCGCAAAUUCCUAAUCUAUUGUUUAAUUGGCUGAAUGUGUUUUUACAAUUUGGAGGUAAUUUAACAACGCGUAUAGUGUGGAGCAUCUUUGUGCUGGUCUUAAUAUUUGUCUUUACUGUCAUCUUAGCGAUGACUGACAGUUCUGGUUGGCCUGGAGUAUUCUUCUGGGUUACUAUGAUAUCUGUUGUUAUAUUAAAUACUGCCAAUGGCAUUUACCAGAAUUCAGUGUUUGGAAUGGCAGCAAAAUUGCCCAUCAAAUACAUGGGCGCUGUUGUUUUAGGCUCGAAUAUCAGUGGAACUUUUACAGCUAUUAUAAAUUUCCUUGCUCAAAUAAUGGCGCCGAAUGCGCGUACUGCUGCUAUAUAUUACUUUAUCACAGCUUUGUUCAUCUUACUGGCUUGCUUUGACACAUAUUUCGCACUUCCAAUUAAUAGAUUUUAUCGAUAUCACGAGCUGCUUUAUCAGAAAGAGACAAGCAAAAGACAAUUAGAGAACAAUUCCAGGGGAAGCAACAGACCACCAUAUUGGGCAGUGUUUAAAGCGUGUUUCCCGCAAUGUUUUAACACGUUUUUAAUCUUCUUCGUGACUCUAGCGCUUUUCCCAUCAGUUCACUCUGAUAUACACUCUUCAGAUGAGAAUUUCGUGAUUCCGCCUGAAUAUUAUAGCAGUGUUAUGUGCUUUUUAACAUUUAACAUCACUGCAAUGUUCGGAAGCUCAAUCGCAUCAUUAGUUCAAUGGCCCAGCCAAAAAUAUUUGGUAAUUCCAGUAGUACUGCGACUUGCUUACAUACCGUUGUUUUUAUUCUGCAACUAUCAACCGGCUCGCAUAGAGAGAUCAUUGCCAAUAUUUAUCGAUAAUGAUUGGAUUUUUUGGGUUAUUGCUAUUACUAUGGGCCUCAGUAGUGGCUAUCUGUCAUCAUUAUCAAUGAUGUACUGUCCUAGAAUGGUGGAUUCGCAGCACGCAUCAACGGCCGGCAUGUUUGGGGCAGCAUCUUUAAUCACGGGGAUCUUCACAGGAAUUCUAUUUUCCAUGGCAAUGCCGAGUGUGGUGUCCAACGUGACGUUUUGAUUGUUUUAAAGAUGAAAUUUAGCGCUGCGAUAUGCUUCUAUUCACUCAGGAGUUAAAAAAGGAUGGAAAAUUGAGAGCUAUUGGAACGUUUCUCUUAUUAGAGUUAAAGAUGAGCAAUUUUUAUUCUUUAAGAAAAAAAACAUUUUAAGAGCGGAAAUACUGAGACUAUUGCUCUUCAAUGAGAAAUAAGAGAAACAUUUCGAAAUGUUUACAUAUACGUUGAAAAUACAUAUACAUAUAUAAUCAUACAA
This is a messenger RNA of Cataglyphis hispanica, 3546 nucleotides long. It is a transcript of the gene Ent2, whose product is annotated as NADPH-dependent diflavin oxidoreductase 1. Gene Ontology annotation, cellular component: plasma membrane; cytosol. Lineage: Eukaryota; Metazoa; Arthropoda; Insecta; Hymenoptera; Formicidae. Gene Ontology annotation, molecular function: nucleoside transmembrane transporter activity; FMN binding; flavin adenine dinucleotide binding. The record is from RefSeq and is a predicted model, not a curated record. The transcript has 13 exons. Gene Ontology annotation, biological process: nucleoside transmembrane transport. Bases 206 to 3295 code for a protein of 1029 amino acids.